UUAAGCUUCACUGCGCAAGUCACGGUCUGCUCCGUCAGUAGACACAGAUCAAUGGACAGGCAUAGGGAUCACUCAGUCGUGACGUCUCCAUGGCAACCAGGUAAUCAUUCAUGACGCCUCCUUCGCCGCCAUCUUGAAUGGGAUUGCAUGGGGCUGGUACGUUUGACCGCCGGCUGGCACAAGCAACAGGCAUUCGGUGCGGUGGUGUAACCAGCGGUGCCAUCCUUCCCUGGUUACCCUACCUGUAAACGGCACACUUCGAAAGUGUUGAGAUUCUCUGCUCAGACGAAGGAGAGCUGGGCACGUGGAGAGCCUGGCGACAGCUCGGGGAAUCUCCCUGUGAAUCCUUGAACAGUUAACGAUCUUCGCAUGGAAUAACGCAUCUGAUCAAGCAAAAUGGAUAAGUUGGGCACUGAUUGGUUCAAGGAUUCCGGCAACAUCGAUGAGACAAGAGCUGAACUGGACAAGAUUGCAAAGAAGAAAGAUGACAAAGCACUUCGUGCCGUGGUGGACUUCCUGUGCGCAUGCCUGGAGUCGUCCACAACAAGACACUUCGAAGAAUUUAAGAGUGUUCUUCAAGACAACCUAGUCAAGUGGAAGGGUCAUGAUAAGGAAGUGGGUGAGGUGCUGGAUAAAUUCCAAGUCGUUCAAGAGAAGACAAAAGCUGAAGAUACGUGGUACAACUCUAAGUUGGAGGAUGCUGUUGAAAAGCUGCUGGAGUACACGAAACACUGUCAUAAGAAGAUCUGGCCCAACGCGGUAGAUCUACUAGUGUUUGCUCUGAACAAAGGCUCUGAAACACAUCUAUACAUCGCGAGUGGAGUCGUCAAGGCAGACGGCAUCCAAGACAGGUUAAAUAAGAUGAGUGAUACGGAGUGCACGAGGGUGAUGGGCGCCUUCUUUGAGCUGAUAAAAAGGGAGACAUUUGACCCCACCACGCACAGGGGCUGCGAUGUAACACGCUGGCUGUGUGGAAACCUGGCUGAGAGUGCAAAGACCACAGAGCAUGUGAAAACGCUAUCGGAAAUCGUCGACUUCUGCUCGGGGAAGGAACUGUUCGAGGAAGAUAACCCAACCGAGACCACUGCUUACGGGAUCGCCAUCAGGACCCUGCUGUCUGAGUUCCUCGGCAAGAACAUGAGCAAUGCCGAGCACCUGAAGCUGGUGACGCCGGGGUUCGUCCGCAUCCUGGCCGACGAGGAGGUGUCGGAGCAGAUGGAAAUGUCCUGCCUCGCCAGGCUCUUCACGCAGCAGGGGGAGGUCCUGGCUCCUCACGCCGAGCCGCUCCUGGACGCCUUCAUCAACUGCGAUGCUUUGGAAAUCGCUGACGUGCUGGCAGCCAUGUACAAGCACAACCCUGAGCCUAUCAGGGAACGUCUUUCUGAAAUAAUCGAGAAGAUGGACGACAUCAACCCUGACGUACACUACAGCUUCUACAAUCUUUUCCACGAGAUAUCAAAGGACAAGCCUCAGAUCCUCAUGCCAUAUGUACAAAAAGUGGAAGAGGGACUGGGCGACUUGUCUACCAUGUCACCCGCACUACAAACCAUGAAGGAGCUCUGCAAGUACGACACCAAGCCCUUCCUGGACAAGAUCGACACCUUAGAGAAGGCUUACAAGACUCAACCGUUGAUGUGUUACUUCAUCUACGAGGUUGAGUCUCUUAUAGGUUUAUACGAUGAGGAGUAUGCAGAGCGAGUUAUGGCCCUGUUGACAGACAAACUUAAGUCAGGCGACGUCACGUACCUCAGCUCUGUCCUGAUGUUCAUGAAGGCCGUGGGAGGCCGGUACAAGUCCGUGUUGGAGAAACGGAGGACAAACAUCAAGGCCCUGGUGAAGAGCAGCCAACCUGGAGUCGCUGACAUGGCGCAAGGCAUGCUGGACUACCUUGAUGAUAGAAGCCUGCAAAGUUUGGAUCAGGACAUCAAAGAGCAAAAAGAGGAUGUGGACAAGCUGGACCAACGAGUCACACAGACAGAGGGAAAGGUAGAGGACCUAGCGGAUGACGUGUCUGCCCAGCGGGAGCAGCUGGGGGAGGUGCAGGAGGACGUCCGGCAGCAGGGAGAGAAGCUGACGGAGCUGGAGUACGUGGUGGACGAGACGGUGGAGAAAGUGGAGGAGAUAGACCACAAGACCCUGAGCGCCGCCCCUGCGUGGUCCCGUGACGUGUCCCUGCUGAUGAAUGAGGAAGGGGACUAUGACUGGAGGUUCCUGGCGGUUCGGCUCGGGUACGGGCCCGAGGACAUCCGGGCCUGGGCUACCAACGCCGACCCCACCAUGGCCAUGCUCAACGAAUGGUACAACACCCACCGCAGCAGUGAGGCGACCUACGCCGUGCUGAAGUCCCUACAGGAGAUGGGCCGGACAGACGCCGCCGGAAUCAUCGAGACUGCUAUGGAGGAGGCGGGCGCAGCUGUACCCAAACCAGCGGCUGACGAGCCCACCAACCCCCCUCCCAUCUUCAUCAGCUACCAGUGGGACAUUCAGGACCAGGUCAAACUCAUCAAGGAACAUCUGCACAUGGCUGGGUACGACAGCUGGAUGGACAUCGGACAAAUGGGUGGUGGAGACCAGCUGUACGCGAAGAUAGACAAGGGCAUGCGGGGAGCCAAAGUCGUUCUGGCCAUGGUCACGCCCAAGUACGCAGAGUCCACCAACUGCAACCAUGAGAUCAACCUGGCGAACCUGCUGAACAAACCCAUCAUCCCCCUGCUGGUGGAGAACACACCCUGGCCGCCGCCUGGAUCCAUGAGCAUGAUCUUCUCACAGCUCCUGUACAUCAUGUUUCACGGCGCCAGUUCCGGUUCCGGUAAAUUCUGGCCUGACUCCAGUUUCUACGAGUUGUUGGGACAGCUGGCCUAUCAUGCCGCACCGGACCAGAGCCUCGUCACGGAUGAAUACAAGAAUUGGACACCAAGUGUUGAAAAAAAGGAGGAGAAAGAAAGCAAUCCGGACAAUGAGUCUGCAAAGAAGGAGACAAAAUCCAGUUCGGAAAUAAAAGAAAAGGAAGUAGAACCGGUGGUUAACCCGGAAGUGUUCCUGUCCUACCAGUGGGGUCACCAGCCGCAGGUGAAAGCCCUGUACAGCCAGCUGACGUCACAAGGGUUCACCUGUUGGAUGGACAUACAGCAGAUGGGAGGAGGGGACGCGCUGUACGGCAAGAUUGACAAGGGCAUCAGGAGCGCAAAGGUUGUUGUUUCCUGCGUGACUCCGAAGUACACGCUCUCCGCGAACUGCCGAAGGGAAGUCAGUCUGGCGGACGCACUGCGCAAGCCCAUCGUGCCUCUGCUGCUGCAGGACACGUCCUGGCCGCCAGAGGGACCCAUGAGCAUGGCCUUCACAGAACUGCUGUACAUUGACUGCAGGGAUGAACGUACUCAGAACCACUGGCAGGGAGCUAAAUAUGAAGAGUUAGUGCAGCAGGUAUCCGGAUACUCCACCCCAGCGCCUAGACCCGCGGAAGAAGGUACAAAAGAACCGGCAGAUGGCGCCAUCAAAGCAGGAGACAACAAAACACAGACCGUCCAGCAUACAGAUGCCACACCACGUGUGAAGCCAGCCCCCACCGGCAACAUGGAACCCGCGGAAAAUAACUCUGACAACCAGCCGACAAAGAAAAAGUCCAAAACGUGUUCUAUACUAUGAGGCGGAUGGAAGAUUUGUCUAAA
Messenger RNA from Branchiostoma belcheri (Belcher's lancelet), 3668 nucleotides. RefSeq lists its product as uncharacterized. The record is from RefSeq and is a predicted model, not a curated record. Bases 397 to 3645 code for a protein of 1082 amino acids. The transcript has 24 exons. Lineage: Eukaryota; Metazoa; Chordata; Leptocardii; Amphioxiformes; Branchiostomatidae. Gene Ontology annotation, biological process: signal transduction. Gene Ontology annotation, molecular function: protein binding.